Notothenia coriiceps (black rockcod) is the source of this 581-nucleotide messenger RNA. RefSeq names its product seryl-tRNA synthetase 2, mitochondrial (gene sars2). The record is from RefSeq and is a predicted model, not a curated record. Gene Ontology annotation, molecular function: nucleotide binding. The transcript is spliced from 4 exons. Lineage: Eukaryota; Metazoa; Chordata; Actinopteri; Perciformes; Nototheniidae. The annotation marks the transcript as partial.
UACAGUUCUGGUUAUUCCCACACACCAAUGAACGCAACAUAAACAUGGCGACCUCCAUGGGCAUGGUCUCCAGGGUUGGAGCAACUGCUCUGACAGCACUGAAGCCGAUAACAAGGCACUGUUCCCGGCAGAGGAUCAGGGUGUUUAUCCGGUGCUCUCACGGAGCCCGGAGCAGUUUGUACGAUCAUUCCGUUAAAGGGUACAGCGACCUGCCGGAGCUGGACAUGACGGAAGUGUGUGAGCAGACCGAGAAAGUCAUAGCAAAUGUGGAGAACAGGAAGGGAGAGCUCAGAGGAGAAGAUGUCAGGAAGAUAGUGUGUGUGUGGCAGGAGCUGCAGGCGGUGAGGACGGAGAUCUCUGGGCUGGAGCAGCAGAAGGUUCAGAUCGGGGAGUCGGUCAAAGCACUGGUGGCCAAGAGCGACAAGAAGAGCCUCAGCAAUCUUCCAGAAUUCAACCAGGCUCUGCAGAAAGGGAAAGAGGCACGCAAGAGACUGAACCAGCUCUACCCCAAAGAGACGGAGCUGGGCCAGGAGCACUACGGACGAGCUCUGAGACUGCCCAACAGCUCACACCCCGAUGUG